Messenger RNA from Notolabrus celidotus (New Zealand spotty), 2444 nucleotides. It is a transcript of the gene acss3, whose product is annotated as acyl-CoA synthetase short chain family member 3. Bases 279 to 2375 code for a protein of 698 amino acids. The record is from RefSeq and is a predicted model, not a curated record. NCBI's taxonomy places the organism in Eukaryota, Metazoa, Chordata, Actinopteri, Labriformes, Labridae. The transcript is spliced from 16 exons.
GUUGUUCUCUGGUAAAGGGAGCAGCUUCUGUGUUGUGCAACAUUCUUAUUUGUGCCUCAAAGCUCCUCCUGCAUCAACUACAUCCAGUUCAUAGUUCGCAUUCCUUGAGGUGAUUGUUGAGGAGGGUUUUCUGCAGGAGUCUCCCUCUGAGGUGGCCCCACAGCCCAUGACGUCGCUCCAAGUUGUGCAGUAGUGCUCGUGCUGUCUCACCUGCAGGGAAACACCGGAAGACGUGGAGAGAAACACGAGAAAGUUGAUCCUGUGAAGUUUCAGCAACAAUGCACUUUCGAAUGAAACAGAUCCUGCGCCUGAAUCAAUGCGUCACCUUCCAGCGUGAGAAGAAGAGCCUCGGGGGGAAACUGUGGAGUGUUUCAGCUGCACAACAACAAGGCGUGAGAGCAGCAGGAUCACAUGCAUCUGCAGACUUAAAGAAGUAUUACUCCUUGCAGAGCUGCAGAAACUAUGCAUCCGACUCUGUGUAUAAUCGAGCCUUCGCCUCAGCGAGGGAUAACCCCGAGACUUACUGGAGUGAGAUGGGACAAGAUAUUAACUGGUUUGAACCCUGGAGUAAAACUUUACACAUGGAGGAUCCAGUGUUUCCAAACUGGUUUGUUGGAGGAAAGUUGAAUAUGUGCUACAACGCUGUGGAUCGCCAUGUAGAGAGCGGCCGUGGAGAGCAACCUGCCAUCAUCUAUGACAGCCCAGUGACUGGAACUAAGCAGAUCAUCACUUUCAGGGAACUUCAGGAGCAGGUGUCCAGGUUAGCCGGAGUCUUAGUGAAGAACGGCGUUCAGAAGGGAGACCUGGUCGUCAUCUACAUGCCCAUGGUGCCUCAGGCCAUGUUCACCAUGCUGGCCUGUGCACGGAUCGGCGCCCCACACAGCCUCAUCUUCGGCGGCUUUGCCUCAAAAGAGCUUUCCGUCCGCAUCAAUCAUGCCAAGCCCAAACUGAUGGUUACAGCCUCUUUUGGCAUCGAGCCAGGCAGGAAAGUGGAGUACAUCCCUCUGGUGAAGAAGGCCUUGGAGCUGAGCUCUCACAGACCCUCCAAAGUCCUCAUCUACAACAGGCCCAACAUGGAGAAAGUAUCCCUGAGUCCAGAGCUGAGUCUGGACUGGGAUGAAGAGAUGGCUUCUGCUCAGCCUCACGACUGUGUCCCUGUUCCCUCUAACCACCCUCUCUACGUCCUCUACACGUCCGGCACCACAGGAACACCAAAGGGUGUUGUGCGAGACACUGCGGGCUACGCUGUGAUGCUGAAAUGGACCAUGUCAAAUAUUUAUGGACUCAGUCCUGGAGAUGUUUGGUGGGCAGCUUCAGACCUCGGGUGGGUGGUCGGACAUUCAUAUAUCUGCUACGGUCCUCUGCUCCAUGGAAACAGCACCAUUCUCUAUGAGGGGAAGCCUGUUGGGACUCCGGACGCCGGGGCCUUCUUCCGUGUCAUGUCUGAGCACGGAGUGUCGUCCAUGUUUACAGCACCAACUGCCAUCCGGGCCAUCCGCCAGCAGGACCCCGAUGCUGCAGCAGGGAAAAAACACCCACUGACCAGGUUGCGGUCGUUGUUCCUGGCAGGAGAGCGCUGCGACGUGGAGACUCUGGAGUGGGCAAAGAGGAGCUUUGGGGUUCCUGUCCUGGAUCACUGGUGGCAAACUGAAACCGGCUCAGCCAUCACCUCCUCCUGCAUCGGCUUGGGAAACUCGCUUGCACCCCCUGCUGGUCAGGCUGGGAAACCUGUUCCAGGAUACAAUGUUACAGUGAUCGAUGAUGACAUGCAGGAAGUAAAGCCAAGAACCCUGGGAAAUAUUGUGGUGAGGCUGCCUCUUCCACCUGGUGCGGCGCUGUCACUGUGGCAGAACCACGAUCUCUUCAAGGAGCUCUACUUCACCAAGUUCCCCGGUUACUACGACACCAUGGACGCCGGUUUCAUAGACGACGAUGGUUUCCUUUACAUCAUGUCCCGCUCUGAUGAUGUCAUCAACGUUGCGGGACACAGGCUGUCAGCCGGAGCGCUGGAGGAGUCGGUGCUGCUGCACCCUGCGGUGGGGGACUGCGCCGUGGUGGGUCUGGAGGACGCUCUGAAGGGUGUCGUCCCCUUGGCCUUGUGUGUGCUUAAGAAAGACGUCCAGAAAAAGGAAGAGGAGAUCAUAAAUGAGAUGGUGAAGCUGGUCAGAGACACCAUCGGACCCGUAGCCGCCUUCAGGAAAGUCCUCUUCGUCCGAGGUUUACCCAAGACCCGCUCUGGAAAGAUCCCUCGCUCCUCUCUGGCCAACCUGGUCAACGGCAAGCCCUACAAGAUCACUCCAACCAUCGAGGACCCAGAGGUGUUCAAAGACAUCGAGAGCCAGGUCGAAGAAGCUCUGAGACCCCGUGGAGCCUGAACUCAUCCGGUAGAUGACAGAGAGAGCAAAGGGUGGAGGAAUUAAAUCAGCUUCUUUCUGCAACUAUGA